CCUAAAUCGACCUCACCACCAACCUAAGCAAAGCCACACUGGUUAUCCCCUUCGCCCAAUUCCAAUUCCACAGCUCCAUAUAUAUGCACCACCAAGUACCACUCCUCUCGCCUCUUCACCUCAAAUCCACUCCUCACAAAUCUCUCGCAUCAAAGCUCUAAAUCCCCGCAAUUCCAGCCCAAGAACGCGGCGAGACUGUGGAAAGAAGAGGAGGACGGACGCGAUUUGGACGGAUCCAUGUCGGUGACGGGGACAUCCGUGGCGGCGGCGGCGACCAUGCUCGCGGCGGCGGCUGCCAUCUUCAUCACCUUCGUCAUCUUCUUCUACCUCUUCCUCUGCGCCAAGCGCUACAGCGGCGCCGCGCCCACCAUCGGCGGCGUCGGCGGGGGUGGACCCGACGGCAGGGGCCGCGGCCCGCGGUUCGUGUUCGGGGGCCCCUGCAACGGGAGCGGUCUGGACGAGACGGCCAUCGUGGCGCUGCCCCGGAGGGAGGUCUCCCCGGGGGACCCCGCGGCGGACUGCGCCGUCUGCAUCACGGAGCUGGCCGCCGGGGAGGACGCGCGCCUGCUGCCGCGGUGCGGGCACGCGUUCCACGUCGACUGCGUCGACAUGUGGCUCCGCUCCCACUCCACCUGCCCGCUCUGCCGCUGCCCCGUCGCCGACGAGGCGCCCGCCGUGCAGGCCCUCGAGGCCGACCCGGAGUCGCCCAACUUCCCCACCAACGUGCUCUUCUUCGGAUCCCAGGACGCCGCCGCCGUCGCGCCGCCGCGGCGGCCGGUGGCUCCACUGCCGCCGCAGCAGCAGCCUGCGCAGGGGCCCAUCGCCGGCGUCGCGGCCGUGGUCGAGGCGGCGAGAAUCGCGGCCCUACGGCGGUUACGCGGCUGCGGCGGCGGCGGCGCGACGGCCCCGUCACCACCGGCGCAAGCGGAGCGUGACGUGGAGAUGGGCCUCCCACGCGGCGAGAGCAGCGCGCGGCGGCCGGCCAAGCCGCACCCAGGUUCUUGAUUGCUCCUCCGUCCGUCCACAUCUCCUUGAGCCGGCCAUUAGAGGCAUCAUCAAAGGAAGCAAGUGUACAUAGCCUCCUACUACUCCGUAUGUGUAUGAUACGACCAGCAUCUAUAUAAUCUCUAUAUGAUGAACUAAGAUCUAUUGAUAGAUAUACAUUUUGGCAAUUGGGUGUUCGCAAAUCCUUGAGAUCUACUGCUGUUCUGUACUACAGCAGUUAGUUUUGCAGUUUUUACCAUGGAUGCAGUGAACUUUCUGAGACCAGUGGCUGUCCAUGUCGAGCGUACUGUGCAGGCACAUGCGCUCAUCUGGGGCACGUAGCAGGCUGAUCUUGACUAAAGCGACACACUAGGAGUAGUAGCUGACAACAAAUAUCCGAGUACACCGUACUUGGUCUUUUCUCUGUUUCAGCAACUCUCAACUUCCCAAGUAAUAGUACAGUACUACUGUCAUUGUUGCAGGAA
Lolium rigidum is the source of this 1469-nucleotide messenger RNA. RefSeq names its product E3 ubiquitin-protein ligase EL5-like. Bases 238 to 1005 code for a protein of 255 amino acids. The record is from RefSeq and is a predicted model, not a curated record. NCBI's taxonomy places the organism in Eukaryota, Viridiplantae, Streptophyta, Magnoliopsida, Poales, Poaceae. The transcript has a single exon.